AUGUUGUCGCGCUCGCCUGUGAAUAAAAAAAACAAGUUAGGUUCGUCGCCCAAAAAAUAUUAUAAAAGGGAUAUUAAAAAUGAAAAUAUUUCAUGUAAGGAGGAAAAGAAUGGUGAUAAAAAGUGGGAAGACACCAAUUCCAUAUUCGGUAAAUCAAAAAAUAAAGAGAAAAAUAUGAUGUUAAAAAAUAUUAUAAUAUCAAAAAAUUCAAUUAAAAAUAAAAUAUGUAAGAGCAAAAGUUGUAUAGUAAAAAAAGAAAUGAACAAUAAAUUUGCUAGUUUGAAAAAGAAUAAAAGAAAAAUUAAUUUAAAUAAAUCAUCUAUUUUAUCUAUUAAAUCAAAAAUAACUAAAAUUAGUUCUUUGCUAAAAAAAAAUGAAAAUAAAGUUAAUAUGAUAAAUGAGGAGCAUACAAAAAAUAAGAAUCACCUUAGUCGUAAUAAAAUAGUUAACUCUUAUAAACUCUUAUAUGACAUAGAAAGCAUGAGAAAAAAUAAAAAAGAUAUAAUCUUAAUAAAAAAUGAAAAUAAUUCAAAGGAAAGAAAUAGUGUUUUAAUCAAAAGUAUCAUACACAAAUAUUACAGCGAAGGUAGAGACAUAAAGAAAAAAUAUAUAAAUGAUCAUAUUGGUAAUAAUAAUAAUAAUGAUGAUGAUGAUGAUGGUGAUGGUGAUGAUGAUGGUGAUGAUGGUGAUUGUAGUGAUAAUAAUCAUAAUAAUCAUUGUAAUAAUAAUCAUUGUAGCUAUAAUCAUAACUAUGUAUACUAUUACCCUUUCAAGAGACACACGUCAUAUAAUUCUCUACCUUGUAAUAUCAAAGAACAAGAAACAAAAGAAAAUGAAGAUCAGUUCGAUUCACAUAAUAUUCAAAAAUAUAACAUACACAAAAAAUAUACUAGCCUUACUCGUAGUAAUGAACCUUAUAAAAAUAACAUAAUGAUAAAAAAAUGUAACUCGCUCGUUCUACCCACGUUAAAUAAUAAAAAUGAAAUACAUAAAAAUGAAAUACAUAAAAAUGAUUGUUCUAAUGAUAUACAGAAAUAUAACCAUUUAUAUAAUUCUUAUGAUAAACAUAUAAAAUUAUGUAAUUUAAAUGAAGAUAAUAAUUUAUCUUCACAUAUAGAAGACAUUAAAAGAACUAAAGAGAAUAUUUCAAAUAAUUAUAUAACCUAUAAAAAAUAUGUAUUACAAAAAGGUUCUGAUAGGAUAUCUCACAAUGAAGAAGUGAAGAAUGAUAAAAAUUAUAUAAUGAAUCUUAAUGAUUAUAGUAAGGAAUAUUAUAACAAUAUAACAAAUGAAGGGGCUGUUACUAAUUUUUCUUUUAAUGUUGCUACUAUGGAGAAUGAAAAAAGUGUAAGCAAAAAUAUGGGGCAUACCACAAAUGGUAUGUCUAAUAUGAAUAAUAUGAAUAAUAUGAAUAAUAUAAAUGAUAUAAAUGAUAUAAAUGAUAUGUCUAAUAUGAAUUAUAUGAAUAAUAUAAAUGAUAUAAAUGAUAUGUCUAAUAUCAAUAAUGUGAAUACUUAUUAUCAUAGGGCAAAUACACAAAAGAUCUCAAAAAACAAACUUUAUCAUGAUCAAGAAGUAGAAGAAGAUAUUAUUAAUAAUGACAGAAGACAUGAUGAUUUAGAAGAAUCACUUUCUCAUUUAUCAGAUUCUUUUAAUUUAGAAUAUUUACCAGCGAUACCAGAUGAUAUAAACUUAAUAAGCAGUAAUGAUAAUUUCUUUAGUGUAUAUGGUAAAUCUAUCAAAUCCUCAUCUUUUUCAAACGAUUUUCAUAAGGAUCAAAAUAAAGAUCCAUACUGUCAAGAUAAUAUAAAACAAUACAAUGAAGAACAUUUAUAUGAAUCCUUAAGAAGUAAAGAUAGUCGAGAUAUACAAAAUAGUAACAACAUUGGUUUACAUAAAUCUAAAUAUUAUGACGAUGAUGAUGAUUUAAUAAUCAGUAUGUUUCAUGAUGAUCAGGAGAAUCAAAAUAUAAAAGAAGAUAAACAUUCUAAUGAUCAUUCUGAAGAGGCAUUGAAUGAAAAUAUAAGAAAUAUGGACAUUAUAGAAACAAAAAUGAAUAGCAUUAAUAAAUUGCAAGGGGUAGGAAAAGAUUUAGAUAAUAUAAAUAAUAUGAAAAGGUUUUAUAGUAUGGAUCAUAAAACAAAUAAAAAAUUGAAUCUAUCAGAUUAUUUCGAGAAUGAUGAAAAUGUAAGUAAGCAAAUGAAAAUAGAAGAAAGAAAUAUGAACAAUACAAAUAGUACAAACAAUAUUAAAAAUAUUAAAAAUAUUAAAAAUAUUAACAAUAUUAACAAUAUUAAAAAUAUUAAAAAUAUUGAAAAUAUUAACAAUAUUAACAAUAUUAACAAUAUUAACAAUAUUAACAAUAUUAACAAUAUUAACAAUAUUAACAAUAUGAAUGAUUCAGAUAUUUAUUAUGAUCAUGAAAAAAAUAAUUCCCCUUUAUAUAACGUUAAAGAAACAUAUGCGCAGAAAUCUCAAAAAUACACAUCAGAUGUAGAAGAAAAAAAAAAAAACACAAAAAAUAAUAUCAGAAGAGGCCUUUACUUAGCCUCUAAAAUUUUAAAAGAAAUACAUGAAGAAAAACAAAAAAAAAAGAAAAUAAAAAAAAAAGAAAACUUCUAUAAUUAUCUUGAUAAAAAUAAAUAUGAUAAUAAUUAUAUUCAUAACGAAACAUAUAAUAAUACAUAUUCAAAUACAAUUCCAGAAUUAUAUGAAAUUAAAAAAAAUAAAAAUAUCUUAUCUUCAUCAUAUGAUGAUUUUUAUUUAAACUUUAAAAAAAAAAAAAACAAUAUAAAUAAAAAUAAUAAUAUUCUUUGUGAUACAAAGUAUGAGAAUAGUGAUAUAAUGCCUAGUCCUAUAAAUAAUAAUUAUGUGAAUAAAAAUUAUGUGAAUAAAAAUUAUGUGAAUAAAAAUUAUGUGAAUAAAAAUUAUGUGCAUAAAAAUCAUGUGGAUAAAAAUUAUGUGGAUAAAAAUUAUGUGAAUAAAAAUCAUGUGGAUAAAAAUUAUGUGAAUAAAAAUCAUGUGGAUAAAAAUUAUGUGGAUAAUGAAUUUUUGAACUUGUCAGGCAAAAAUAAUAUUCUUGAAUAUUCUUUAAAUUCUUUAAAAGGAUAUAAUAAUAAUCAUAAUUAUAAUUAUGAUGAUGAUGAUGAUAGUUCAAUAAUACAUGUAGACAGUAUGGACGAUUUAAAAAUGUCUUAUGAGAGCGUAAGUUUGUUAAAUAAUUAUAGUUAUUCUUUAGAUAAUUCAAAAUGUAUAGAUUUAAAUAAUGCACGAAACAUAUAUAAAAGAUUAGAUAAACAAAAUGAUAAUAAUUUAAAUGAAGAGGAGAGAGAAAUAAGUAUCUCUUUAAAUGAACAGAAUUAUAACAUUUCAGAAGAACAAAAAGACAAUACUAUUAUUUUUGAUAUAAAUGAUGACACCACAACGAAAAAUAUUAAUAUUAAUAAUAUUAAUAUUAAUAAUAAUGAUGAUAAUAAUAAUAAUAAUAAUAUUAAUGAUGAUAAUAUAAAAACACAAGGUGAUUAUGAUAAAUAUUCAAAUGAACAUAUAGAAAAGGAAAACAACUUUAAUAUUAAAUAUUUAUAUUCUUCAUCUUCUAUAUAUAGUAAUACAUCAGAAUGUAGUAACAAAAAUUAUAUGAAAGAAAAAAAGAAUAUUCAUCUUUUGAAUAAGUCUAUUAAUGAUGAUUAUUAUGUAGAUUAUUUACCAUAUGAGUUUAAUAAGAUUAUUAUUAAAAAAAAUAAUAAUAGUAUAAAAGAAAAGAAAGAAAAUAUAAACAAUAAAAAUAAUAAUAAUAAAAGUAUAUAUAAAAAUCAAAAUAUAUAUAUAAACUUUUCAGAUGGUGAUAUACAAAUAAAUAAAAAUAAAAAACAUAGAGAAAAGGAAUUUUAUAAAAAGUAUAAACAAAAUAAUAUAAAAAAAAAAAAAAGUAAUAGUAAUAAAAAAUCUAAAAUAAAGAAAGAAAAUGAUAUAUCUAAUGUAACCAAAGAUAUUAUAAAUAUUAUAAAUACUAAAUGUGAAAUAAUGGAAAAAAAUGAUUAUUCUAAAAAAAUUAAUAAUAAUAUAUAUUCUAAUGAAAAUAAACAUAAAUCUAAUGAUGAAAAUAAACACAAAUCUAAUGAUGAAAAUAAACACAAAUCUAAUGAUGAAAAGGAAGAACACGAAGAAGAAUAUGAGAUAAUGCAUAAUGUGGAUGAUAAUAAAAAUAAUGAUCAUCUUUUAAAUGAUAAUAAUGUUAAUAUAACAGAUGAACCUAUAGAAGAAAAAGAUAUUUAUUAUGAUAAUUCAAACGGAAUAGGGAAUAAGAAUAUUGUAAAAAAUCGUAUGAGUAAUUCAAUGAAUAAUAUGUAUGAUUUAAAACAUAAAAAUUAUUAUAAGGAUGAAAAUGUUUUAGAUAAUGAUAUGCUUAAAGAUUUAAGACAUGUGUCCUUUGAAAAUAUUAAUUUUAAAGAUAAAAAAAAAAUAUAUUUGAAUGAGAACAUUCUAAAGAAAAAAAAAAAAAAAAAUUUAGAUGAUACUUAUAAUAAUUUAUUAAAAAAUAAAAGUUCUGAACAAAAUAAUACUAUUGGUAAAAAUUUAUCAACUAAAGAAUUUAAACUUACAUAUGAACAUGUUGAAAAUGAAAACGAAAUUUGUAUAUCUAAUAGUAAUUCUACAUUAUGUGAAGAUAUAAAUAAACAAAAUAAAUUAUCGAUCGAUAAUUCUAUUAAAAAUGAUACAAGGAAAUUAGAAGAGCUCUUGAAAAAUAUUUUAUAUACACUAAAAAAUGACAAAAGAGAAAAAAAUAUAAUAAAUAAAAUAAAUAAUAAUAAUAUUCAAGAUGAUCAUAAUAUUCUUUGUGAUAGUAAAAAUAUUUAUGAUCAUGAUGUUUUGUCGAAUUUAAAUAUAUUAGAUAAUCAACACAUAAAUGAAAACGUAUAUAAUAUAGAACCUCAAGAAUGUAUAGAAGAAAAAGAUAUCUCCAUGGUGAAUAGAAAAGAUUCUGAUGAUAUUCAAGAAGAAAUAAAAAAUGAUGAUAUGUCUAAUAGGUUUGCUAUUUUGGAAUAUAUAAGUCAUUGUAUAGAAAUUUUAAAAGAAGAAAGAGAUAAUAUAAAACAAGAAAGAGAUGAUAUAAAACAAGAAAGAGAUGAUAUAAAAAAAGAAAGAGAUGAUAUAAAAGAAGAAAGAGAUAAUAUAAAACAAGAAAGAGAUGAUAUACAAAAUGAAUAUGAUAAUAUAAAAAAAGAAAGAGAUGAUAUAAAAAAAGAAAGAGAUGAUAUAAAAAAAGAAAGAGAUAAUAUAAAAGAAGAAAGUGAUAAUAUAAAAAAAGAAAGAGAUGAUAUAAAAAAAGAAAGAGAUGAUAUACAAAAUAAAUAUGAUAAUAUAAAACAAGAACGAGAUGAUAUAAAAAAACACAAUGACACAUUAACAAAUAAAUGUAAUGAUAUACAAAAUGAAUAUGAUAAUAUAAAACAAGAAAGAGAUGAUAUACAAAAUGAAUAUGAUAAUAUAAAAAAACACAAUGACACAUUAACAAAUAAAUGUAAUGAUAUACAAAAUGAAUAUGAUAAUAUAAAACAAGAAAGAGAUUAUAUACAAAAUGAAUAUGAUAAUAUAAAAAAACAAAAUGACACAUUAACAAAUAAAUGUAAUGAUAUACAAAAUGAAUAUGAUAAUAUAAAAAAACAAAAUGACACAUUAACAAAUAAAUGUAAUGAACUACAAAAUAAAUUUUAUAAUAACAUAAUAGAUCUUCAAAAUAUGACAGAGAAAUAUGAUAAUCUACAAAAUAAAUACAAUAUAUUAAACGAACUAAAUAACUCAUUAGAAGAUAAAAAUGAAGAAUUAAAAAAAUAUCAUGAACAAGUCAUACAAGAAAGAGAUCAACUAAUAAAAGAAAAAGAAAGUAAUAAACAAGAAAUAGAAUCUUUAAAAAAUAAUGUAGAGGUGCUUAAUAUAGAUAAAUCAAAUUAUAUGAUCGAACAAAAUGAUAAUAUAAAUAAAAUAAAAAAAUUGAAUGAGGAAAAAAAAAAAUUAGAAGAAGAAAAAAAUAUAUUAAAUGAAGAAAAAAAUAUAUUAAAUGAAGAAAAAAAUAUAUUAGAAGAAGAAAAAAAAAUAUUAAAUGAAGAAAAAAAAAUAUUAAAUGAAGAAAAAAAUAUAUUAAAUGAAAAAAUAAAUAACAAAAAUGAUAUUCUCAUACAUAAGGAAGAAAAUAUAUUAUAUGAAAAAAAUAAAAGACAGGAAGAAAUAAAAGAAAAGGAAAAAUUACAAAAUGAAUUGUAUAUAAUUAAAAAAGAAUACGAUGAUUUAUUAAAUAAAUAUAAUGAGAAUAUAAAUGAAGAAAUAAAUAAUAUGAAAAAUAUUCUAAUUAAAAAAGAAGAAGAGAUAAAAGAAAUUAAACAAAAUAAAAUUGUAUUAAAAAAGGAUAUAGAUAUGUAUGUAAAUAAUAUACAUAUGUUAGAAAUUGAAAUGAAUAAAAUAAAAGAAGAAAAUGAUUUAAUAAAAAUAAAGAAUCUUGAAUUAUUAGAAAAAGAAAAUAUAAAUAAUAUAUAUCUAAGUAAGGAUAAUAAUAAAGAUAUAGAAAUGACAAGUAGCUUAAAUAAAACACAAACAUGUUAUAAUGAUAAUAUGAAUGAAUAUUUAUAUUUAAAUGUUGAUAAAAAUAUAUUAAAAAAUAUUUUUGAUAAUAAUACAAACAUGUUUAAUGACAGUUGGAAUGUAUUUAUGGAAAACAAAAAUGAUAAGUUGAUAAGCAUACAAGAAAAUCAUAAUAUGAAUGAAAAGAAUAAUGAAAAUAAAAAUGAUAUUGUCAAUAGUUAUAAUGAUCAUAAUAAUAAAUGUGAAUUAAAAAAUGAAUUAAAUUGUAAUUUCUUAUGGACACAUUAUGAAAAAAUAUUAAAAGAUAUAAAUCAUAUAAGUAUAGAUAAACUAAAAAUACAAUAUAAAGAUUUAUUAAAAGAAUAUAUAUUUUUAGAGCUCUUAGUUAUAGAAUAUGAAAAAAACAAUGUAGUAUUACAUGAAACUAAUAAAGAAAGAAAUAAAGAAAUAAAAGAGAUGAUUAAUUAUAAAAAUAUGUAUUUAGAAUUAGAAAAAUCAAAUCAAGAAUUAUAUGAUAAGUUGAAUGAAAUAAAUAAUGUCUUACAUAUUCGAGAUCAUAAUAAUGAAGAUAAUAAUAAUAUAAAGAAAGACAUUGAUAAUGAUGAUGAUAAUAAAAAUAAAAUAUGUAAUAGAAAAAGCUCAUCUAUAUACAUAGAAAUAUUAAACAAAACAUAUAAUAUAACAAAAAAUAUUGAUAUUAUAAAUGAAGAAAUAUUUAAUAUGAAAGAACAAAAAAAUGACAACAAUAUAAAACUUUCUAAUAUUUUAAUAUAUUUAAAUAUGAUAUCUACAGAUAUUAUGUUCAUACAUACAAAUAUAUCAUAUAUAAAUGAAUAUAUAAUGAAUAGUACUAUAUAUCUCGAUAUACAUCAUUUAAAAAACACUCUUCUUUUUAAUAUCUCUACAAAUGAAAAUAUAAAUAUGAAUAUAUCAUCAACAUUGUGUAAAGACACAAAUGAAAUAAAAAGGUAUGAUAAUAAGAUAAAAACAGGUAAUCAUAAUAUAUAUAUGGGUGGUAUGCAUGAUAUGGAUCAUAUAGAUAAUGAUCUUAAAAUGUGUGAUGAAGAACUAUUUAAGGAGAACGAAUUGAUUAAUAUCAAAAAUAAAAAUAUAAACCCAAAUAAUGAUGUAAAUAAUAAUAAUAAUGUAGAAUACAAUUAUAAUGAUAAUAUUAAAAAUGAACAUAUCCCAAUUAUAGAUAUGAACAUAAAAAACAAAAGAGAUAAUAUAACAAACAAUAUUAUAAACAAAUCAUAUGAUGAUCAUAUAGAAGAUGUAUUAACCUUUUUUGAAGUAUCCUUUUCUAGUGACCUUUUCUUAUUAUUAUGUCAUAUGUGUAAAUCGAUAAACGAAAUUAACUGCUCUUUAAGAAAAAAUGAUAUAAAUUCUUGUAACAACAAUUUAAUAUAUAUUAAGAAUGUAUUACAUGAUAUAAAUAAUUUUUAUAAUAAUGAAGAGAAUACAUCAUUUUUAGAUGUAUAUGUACAUUUAUUUGAUAUUUUUAAAAAGUCGGUAGAUAAAAUGUUGAAUAUUAUACAAGCAGAAAAAGAUUCAGAUAAAAUAUAUAAAAUGUUUGUGGAAGUUUAUUAUAUGAAAAAAAUUAUACGAUUUAUAAUAUUUUCUUUUUUUAAAUUUCACGAUAUAUAUUCAAUAUUUCAUAUAAAUAAAUUAGAUGGUGCAUCUAAUUGUGUAGGACCUAUUACAUGUAAGGAUGAUGAAAAGAAAGUGCAAAAUUAUGAUGAAGACAAAAAUAUAAACAUGGAGGAAAAAAAAAAAAAAAUGGGAAAACAUAUACAUAUAGAUGAUAAUAAAAUUAUAAUAAAUUCUGAUAUAUCACAUGUGUGUAAUGAAAUAAAUAAAUAUUAUUACAAUUAUUGGGAUGAAUAUCAUACAAGUGAUGAAAGAGAAAGAAAUGUAUAUUAUCAUCAUAUGAAUAAAAAAAAAAAAAAGAAAAAAGAAAAACAUAUUGAUAUAAACAAAAAGGAUGAAAGAGAUAUAAAUGAAAAGGAGGGAAAUAUAUUAUACUCUCUGAUGUUGAAAAUAUUAGAAUAUAAUUAUAAUUCACAUAUAAUACCCAAUAUUAUUUGUACUUAUGAAGAUAAAAAAAACAUAUUAAAUAAUGAUAAUAAAAUAUUGUUAUUUGAUGAAAAAAUAAAUUACGCUAAAUAUGUUUUUAAAAUAAUUUAUGAACAUAUGGAAUUAGGAAAUUUUAUUAUAAAUAGUAAUGAGUUUUUAAAUACAUUUGAAGAAAAAAGUUUAAAGAAUUAUCUAUACAAUAAUAUAUUUUUUAAAAAAAAUUAUAAUAUAAAUAUUGAUAUAAUACAUCAAUAUUUAAGUAUGUUAUUUAAACAAAAUAUAGGUAUAAAUUAUGAAUAUUAUUAUGAACAAUUUUUAUUAAUAUUAAAUAAAAUGAUAUUAAAUAUUUCAUCAAAUAAUAAUAUUCAUCAUUUAAAUACAACUAGUUGUGAAAAUAUUUUCUUCUUUGACAAUUUAAAUAUAGAAGAAAAUUAUAUAAACGAAUGUAUACAUGCAUCAUCACUUACAGAUUUACAGCACAAAAAUAAAAAUAAAAGUAUUAAUAAUAUAAACAAAAAUAAAAGUAUUAAUAAUAUAAAUAAAAAUAAAAUUCAUAAUAAUAGUCAUAAUAAUAAUAAUAUUAUUAGUCAUAAUAAUAAUGCUACACAAUUAAGAUCCUUAUCAUUUAAUACAACCACAUCCAAUAAAACCUUUACAACUAUUAAACAUGAAAAUCCAAUUAAUCAUAAUACAAACUAUAUAAUAAAUUACCCAUUGCUUGAUAUAGAUAAUAAAUAUAUGAGUGUAUUAUUUCAUAUGUGGCAAAAAAUGGAAUUAAACUUUUUUUCUAAGCAAUAUUAUUAUCAAAGUAAUAAAUAUAAAGAAACAAAAGAAAAAAAAAAAAAUAUUUUAUCUAAAUCAUGUACUUAUAAUAUAAAUAAUAAAAGAUUAAAAAAAAAUAUAUGGGGUACCAUCAAUAUUAAGGAUUCUACAACAAAAAAGAAAAUGUAUCAUCAUGAUGAUAAUAUCGAUUCACAAAAUGAAAAAAAAUAUAACAUGAAUAAAGAUACAAAUAAUAAUCAAAAUGAUUUGUAUGAUAAUAUUAUUAAUGAUGAUGUUUCUAAUAAUGAUUCUUUUAAUAAUUUACAUUUUGAUAACAAAUUGAAUGAACAGAACGAUACAGAAAAAAAAAAAAAAAAAAAAAAAAGUUUAAAAUAUUUUAACAAAUUUUCUUCUUUAAAUAAAAUGAAUACAUUUAAUUAUGAAACUGAUCUUACUUCUAAUGAUUAUUCAAUUGAUACAUAUUUAAAACUUAUGGUUUUUGAUAUAUUUAAAUGUAAUAAUGAAAAAAAAGAAAUAGGAAUUGAUGAUUUUAUUUUUGUUUUUAAACAAUUACAUAUAAAUAUUAAAACAAAUGUAAUUAAUUCAAUAUGGUGUAUAUUAACAGCCAAACAAAAUUUAAACACUGCAUUAAAAGAAAAAAUAACAAUCUCAACGUUUAUUAAAAAAGCAUAUACAACAAAUCCAUCACUUAUUUUUUUUGAAUACUGUAAAACUAAAGUACAAUUAAAAGAAGCCAACAAAAAUAUUAAACUGUUACAAAAGUAUAAUAAAAAAAUGUUACUCCUUGUAACAAAUUGA
This is a messenger RNA of Plasmodium gaboni, 10233 nucleotides long. RefSeq lists its product as hypothetical. Lineage: Eukaryota; Apicomplexa; Aconoidasida; Haemosporida; Plasmodiidae. The record is from RefSeq and is a predicted model, not a curated record. Bases 1 to 10233 code for a protein of 3410 amino acids. The transcript has a single exon.